AUGGAUCGUACGAAAAGAUGUGAUGAUAAUGGUACAGGUGCAUUGGAGCCAGAUGAUUCUAAUAAUGAUCUAAACGACUCGGAACAAGAAGUGGUAGAUAUUGAAUAUAUGGGCAAUAACAACGAUACUGAUUCACUUAGUGAAUACGAUGAUACUGAAGUGAACGUUGCUGGUAAUAAAUCAGAUGAUAAUGAUAAAUUAUCAGAAACAUUUGAUUCACUCGAUGAAGAACAAUUAUUAUUUGAUAAUGGUGAUAAUGACACAGAUGACGAUGAAUUUAUGGAUGAUUGGACAACAUAUGUUAUCCAAUCAGAUUGUGAAAUUGUUCGUGAACAAAAUAUGAUUUUAGUUGUGUUGAAAAAGUGUCGUGGUUUAAUCUCAAUGAUCAAAAGAUCAACAAUUCUUACUUUAUACUUUGAUGCUCAACGAAAAAGGUUUAAAAAAGCCUUAAAUCUAUGUUAUUACGUAAAAUCUCAUUGCAACAGUACAUACUGCAUGAUAAAUUCAUUUAUUGUUCUUCGUGAAAUUAUUGAAAAUCUCUUUAGUAAUAAGCAUCAAUUACAUAUCACACAGCAACAAGUUAAAAAAUGA
This is a messenger RNA of Rotaria socialis, 591 nucleotides long. The record is from the annotation of a GenBank genome assembly. Lineage: Eukaryota; Metazoa; Rotifera; Eurotatoria; Philodinida; Philodinidae.